AUGGCGUCUGCGUCGCCAUUUCACAUGCCAGGCGCCUUCCACUUCUCCGAGCCGACCACCUCCUCCACCGCCCUCAACGCCAACAUGUUCCGCCCUCCAGUCUCACCAUCCUCCUCCACCUACAACCUGUCAAAGUCCACCGGCUCGAUGCUCUCGGAUAACACCUCCGCCAACAACACAACACCUGUGCCGAAAUUAGGGAGGAAACGCACAUACGAUGAAAGCAGAGGCUCCAACUCGUAUUUUGAUAAGGUUUCAGGAAUGGAGGACAGUGCGCAGGGCCAGGAUAGGUACACAUUGGCAGGUCAAAUAGAGACGCCCGGCACACAAGUCACACCGGGGAAUGGCGGACUGGACGACAGCCUGUACUCUGACAUUGACUACCGACGCCGCUUGGAGCUGGGAUCAAAAAGACCGCAUGAAGACCCGACAACACCGUCACUCGGUCUAUCGAACCUAGCCCAGGCCGAUACGACGACACCAAUCACUCCCAGGACAGCAGGCUGGACCACUUUUGCCUUUCAAGCGAUAGGAGGUGUUGUGGGAAAAGUCUGGGAGUUCUGCAAGGGCGGCGCUGGUGCAUUCCAAGGCUUCCAAGCAGGAGGUGGAAAGGCCUAUGAAACGAAUGGCCAACCCAUCAACAACCCGCCACCACUUCGUCUUUCUACGGACGUACCGUCCUAUUCUUACGAACAAGACAACCCACUCAGCCCACCAGGCGCUUUCCCCGUGGCCUCCGACGUGAUCUCUUAUCUUCCGGACAGUAUCCCGGACUACCAAGACCACAGGCAAGAGGAAAUCUACCGUGAAUACCCGGACCAAGAACAACAGGAGCAGCAGCGAGUCCUGCAGGAACAACAGGAACAGCAGGAACGCCAAUUGCGGGAGCAGGAACAGCUGGAAGCCCUUCGGCGAGAAGAGUCUCCAGACACAACACCCGAGCGACCUUCGGCCAAGAGGAGGCAGACGGGCACGAUUGGGGAGUCGGACGAGCUGAGGCGGAAUUGGGUCAUGGUUGAUGAAAACGAGCAAUCUCCAGCGGCGCGCAGGCCCGCGUUGAAUACCAAGCGCUCAUCACUGACAUCAAUACCUUCGUCUCGACUCCCGACCCGAAGUGCCAACAUGGCUUCUCGUUUGCAACAGCCGCGGUCCUAUGCGACCCCGACCAAGUCACCCGGUCCUAUGAAUCCCGCUGCUCGAAGAUUCAGUGUAACUUCACCGCGAUUUGGAUUCGAGCAGAAGUCCGGUAUCCAGCCUCCGCGCUCUGCAUCCAGGUUGUCCAUGGCCUCCAACGCCUCUUACGCGGGCGGCUCCCCGACAACACCAACAUUAGGCCCCAACGACGCGGCCAGCUUUGCGAGCCCACGAUCACCUCCUUCGCGAUCAACGCCAGUCACGCCAACCGUCGCGAUCAACGGCUCGCGUCUACCACAACCAAAGGGCCUCGGCCUCGGCCCCAAUCCCUUCGCAAACAUACGAACACUUCCAUCAAACACUCAACGACUCUCCCCCAGCCGGCCCACGAGCCGCCACUCCACCCACCACUCGAUCCACCACUCGCCUCUUACCUCAUCACUCAUCCCCAGGUCGGGCACGCCCUCAGGCAUUGGCCACCGGCGCAGCGCCACGAGCCUCUCGGCGGGCCGGGGUCGGCCCCCGGCCCCGUUCGACCCAGAGCUGAGCCCCCGCCUGGACGACGAGGCAAAGAACCUCGCGGUCAAGCAGGCGGCGGCCGAGAGGCGCAAUUCGUCGCGGCUCGACAGGCUGAACGGGGAGCUGCAGGCGCUGAUCCGGCAGGGUCAGGCAGCGCUAGACACGGAGUUCGACGUUGAGAUGGGAGAUGACGACGGGUGGGACGAUGCUAUAAAUUGA
Diaporthe amygdali is the source of this 1872-nucleotide messenger RNA. RefSeq lists its product as uncharacterized. Bases 1 to 1872 code for a protein of 623 amino acids. The transcript has a single exon. Lineage: Eukaryota; Fungi; Ascomycota; Sordariomycetes; Diaporthales; Diaporthaceae. The record is from RefSeq and is a predicted model, not a curated record.